Trichoplusia ni (cabbage looper) is the source of this 2677-nucleotide messenger RNA. Its product is annotated as pollen-specific leucine-rich repeat extensin-like protein 1. Bases 286 to 2592 code for a protein of 768 amino acids. The transcript has 5 exons. NCBI's taxonomy places the organism in Eukaryota, Metazoa, Arthropoda, Insecta, Lepidoptera, Noctuidae. The record is from RefSeq and is a predicted model, not a curated record.
CGCGCGGGCGGCUCGUCGUACUGGCCAGGCGGCCAGCGUCGCACUCGAACGAACGAACAGUCGCACUCGCGUGGCCGUGUUUACGAAUCCCGCACUAUCCUGAUACAACCCUAAUCUGACACUCAAUAUUCAAAUUUGGAAUUUUAUUUUUUUUAUUGUUGUGUGUGACAAUUUGCUGCACCUGAUUUUUGGCUGAUUGGAUUUUGUUUUUGCCGCGUUUUAGAAACGAGAAACGAGAGGCAGCCGACGCGUUUGUAUGGAAUUUUGACUGCAUAAGACAAGAAAAUGGCGCAAAACGGGUACGGACCAGCCGCUGGACACAUCGGCAGAAUUCCCAACUACGGAAAAACUCAGGUCAAUCCAAUGGGUGCCUAUGAACCACCAGCGUGCAUACAAAACGCUAUGAUGACAAAGGACAAGAAGCCUUUCACAUACACGCCUGGUGGCCUCGAUUUAUCACAAAUUCGGACUCCAAGCAUGGCCAGAAGACUGGCCCGGCAGCGAUCUCAAGAAGAACAUGAACAAAACUACGCACAACAACCGACUAACGGCGGCUUCCAUCCGCAAGGAGGACCAGCCCCACCCCCACCACCACCACCGCCACCAAAAAUGCCCGUCCCCCCUCCUCCACCCCCAAUAGUAAUACAAGUACCCAACUCCAAAUCCCCUAAACCGAUUGUGCCCGGCGAACGACCUGAAAUAGUAAUUCCUGAAAACCCAAUCGGAAUGUUACGAAAAACGAACAGUCCUUACCAUUGGGAGACAGAAAAGGCUGAGCUGCAGAAGUUAGGUAACACACCUAGAUAUGUGGAUAAGGUUCCCAGUCCUUUGACUGUUAAAAUGCCUCCUUCUACAUUCACACAGCAACAGCCCCAGAGUUAUAACUCUCCGCCGUCACACAACAAUUUCCAGCGGUCUCCCUAUGGUAAUCAAAAUAAGCCAGAGAGCCCAAUUUACAGACCAGAGCCUCAGUAUUCUCACCAGCACUCUUCAUCCCCGCAAGGGUCACCACCGACGAGAGAAAUUUUGCAACGACAGGACUCUCAAUUUAACAAGAGCCCUCAGCCGUAUGCAGGCCAGCCAAUAAAUAGCGGCUCUCCAUACUCCCCUAGUCCUAACAACAACUGGAGGCAGCCAGAGAAAAGGGACUCACCUGCCAACAGUCCUCAUUCUGCAUCCUCGAAUCGCAGUCAGUUCUCACCGAACGUCCAGCAAUUCUCACCAAAUAACCAACAAUAUUCACCGAACAACCAACAGUAUUCCCCUAACUUCCAAAAUCAAACUCCUCCAACCAACUCCUCUCCAGCUUUCCAUACUUUACCAAGAGUUGGCCAAAGGAACGCAGAUGUUCAAAACAAUAACGUUACGUAUAAUAAUACCAAACCAAGCCCUCCAGCGGAGACCAACGCAGCUCCCUGGAGAACUGCUACACUAAACAGACAUCCUAGGGAGCAAGAUAGUCAACAACCUAUUUAUAAUAAUACUAACUCGAAUCAAGAACAACAAAUCCCUCCAUGGAAAUCGAACCAGGCCACUAAUAACGAGAGUGCCUAUGUCCCGCCGUGGAAACAAGAAAAUAAGGCUCAACAGCAGUAUGUGCCGCCGUGGGUGAACACUCAGGACGCGAAUAACAACAAGGUUCAAGAAAACCAUGCACCAUGGAGGACGCAGGAAGCUCCUGCUUCUCCACCGAAAUCUAACCAACAGCAAGAGCAACCUCGUUACCAGUCAACCAUGUCUAUUCCUGUGACACCAAGAAAACAAAACUUCCAACAGGAGUACAACAACACACCACAAAAGGAGGCAGUAUAUGUAAACGAGGAACCAGUCUACUUCUGCCCUGAAAGUCCGAAAUCUAUACCUCCUUGGGUGAAGACACAAAAGGAAAAGACAAAGACUCCUCCACCAGCGUGGGUGCAGAGGCCAUUGGAAGGCAGAAAGAGUUUAUCGAGGGAGCUGAACACGCCACCAAGAGAUUCAAACCAAGAACCUGAAUGGGUGAAAAAGAGUAAUGAGAUGCAAAGAGGUGCUCGCGAAGUGAUCAGUCCGCCAAAAUACCAGCAACCUGUACAGCCCUCGUGGUCAACGAGGCCCUCAGAGAACCGCAAGAGUUUGCCAAGGGAUAAUGCACCUAGUGCUGCAGGAACAAGGGUUAUUCCUAUUCAGAUGGAGGUGUCGGCUACUGAGACGAGGGAUGGUAGGCACAGCGGUCACCCACAACCUCAGUUGAGGAUAACGAUUGGUAUGAAUAACCCUAGCGAUCAAGCUCGCGCGCCUUUCUCGCCUCCCACCCAACGUAUUAUGAGGGUGUUGUCACCUCAGCUGGUGAGGAUGGACGACUCCAACCAACAGCCAGAGCUGCCGACCCUGAACAGAACCUUCCAAGACAGUCAGCCGAAAACGAGGAUAAUACCGAUACAGAUUGAAGGCGGCAAUGGCGGGGCAAACAAAAGUGUCUACUACCACAAGUUCACGCAAGAGGGUCCCCCAAGGCAAUCGAAGGCUUUCAGGGUCCUUCAGAUCAUAACUGGCACCGAAGACCUGGAUGACAUUCAGGUGAUGGAGAAGCAUCAUGGAUUCACAGAUUUAUGAAGUUUUAGAUAGUAUGUAUAUAAUUAAGUAAUAAUAAAUCACUGUGCUCGGAAAAUUUAAGUAUAAUUUAUUUAGCAGCACAAUA